AUGGAUGAUAUGCAUGAUGAUUAUCUUAUUCAUAGUGACUCUGAGGGAUUCUCUGAUGGUAUCGAAGAUGAAUUUGAACGCGUAAAUGAUGACGAAAAUAACGAUGAAGUUGUUAAACCCCAUAUUAAAGUUUUUACCCCAAAAAUGCUAAUUCGUUAUAUGUUGGAGAAUGUUAAAAGUGUUGAGCAAAUUACUCUCCUUCCAAAGACUAUCAACAGGCUUCUUCUCGACCAUUUCAAGUGGAGCCAAGAUGAUUUAACAGAUCGGUAUUUCGAAGCAUCAGAUUCACUCGCUUUCCUUAAAAAAACAAUUUUGCCUACAUUGGAUCCCUCUUAUACCGAAUUACCAUCUUUGAAACUUAGGUCUUAUAGUGACCUCCAUUCACCAAAAGAUUCUGAUGUUCGGGAAAUCGCUUGUGAUAUUUGCUGUGAUUUUCAUCCACCUGAUCAGAUAUUUGCCCUGGGUUGUAAUCAUUUCUACUGCCGUAACUGUUGGACACUGUACUUGGAGAGCAAGAUUUUAAACAAUAAUCAAGCCAAUAAACUCACUUGUCCGACUCCCAAAUGUGAGUGCUUGAUUGAUGAUGAUUGUGUAGCUGAUCUCCUUUCCUCUUCUCUUGAACCAUCAAUCUUCUCUUCAUCUGACUAUCAAACUGGCGGUGUUGAUCCCACCUUCUCCAAUCCCAUCUCCCAUCAAUCCCGGGCUUUCAGGGCAUUUCAACGCUUGGUUGUCAAUAGUUUUGUUCAACAUCACCGUCAUCUCACUUGGUGCCCAGGUGUAGACUGUGGCUAUGCUGUUUGUUCUAAUGAGGAGUAUGGAACUAUGGGGCCUGAAGGCAAAAUGAUUGAAAUUACUUGCUCAAAUUGCCAUGAGAUUUUCUGCUUUAAUUGUGGUAAUCCAUGGCAUGAACCCGUUCUCUGCAAUUACCUCAAACUUUGGCUCACUAAGAUGAAAAAUGACUCGGGUACAGCUCAUUGGGUAGCAGCUAACACUAAAGAGUGUCCAAGGUGUAAAGCGACAAUUGAGAAGAAUGGCGGAUGUAACCAUAUGACAUGUCGUAACGCUAAUUGCAAAUAUGAGUUUUGUUGGGUGUGUUUGGGUGGUUGGGAUGCACAUGGAGCUCAAUGGUAUGUCUGCAAUAGCUACAAGGAGGCUGCUGCGCAAAAGGCUCGGGAAGCACAAGAUAAAAGUCGUGAAGCGCUCUCCCGCUAUCUCUUCUUCUACGAUCGCUAUGCAAACCACGAUCAAUCUCGAAAGUUAGAAGCCACGCUAAAGGAUUCGGUUGCUAAUCGCAUGCAAGAGCUUGAGGAUCAGGGUUUUAAUUGGAUAGAUGUCAAAUUCAUUCGUCAUGUAGUGGAAGUUUUAUGUGCUUGUCGACGAACACUCAUGUAUACAUAUGUGUUUGCCUACUUCCUCAAACCCAGCAAUGAGGCAAUCAUUUUUGAGACUAACCAAAGUGAUUUGGAACGCGCGGCGGAGAAUCUCUCGAGGAUUUUAGAGAAUGAACUGAAUGGUGUGAUUGCUGCUCAAGACUUGACAAAAAAGCUUCAAGAUACAUCUAGGUAUUGUUCUAGCCGUAGGGAAGUCCUGCUUCAACACGUUAAAGAGGGAUAUCAGAAUGGGAAGUGGCAGCAUCGUGAUAAUCUAUGA
Molecule: messenger RNA, 1650 nt
Organism: Rodentolepis nana
Lineage: Eukaryota; Metazoa; Platyhelminthes; Cestoda; Cyclophyllidea; Hymenolepididae
Source: the annotation of a GenBank genome assembly